This is a messenger RNA of Scomber scombrus (Atlantic mackerel), 1598 nucleotides long. It is a transcript of the gene nkap, whose product is annotated as NFKB activating protein. The coding region runs from base 128 to 1324 and encodes 398 amino acids. Gene Ontology annotation, cellular component: nucleus. Lineage: Eukaryota; Metazoa; Chordata; Actinopteri; Scombriformes; Scombridae. The transcript is spliced from 8 exons. The record is from RefSeq and is a predicted model, not a curated record. Gene Ontology annotation, biological process: regulation of gene expression. Gene Ontology annotation, molecular function: chromatin binding.
CGUCAGUACUUCCUGUUAUUGGACGCGCUGCUAACGUAGAAACAUGUUGUGAUAGUUUGUUAACUUCACUUUAAAUUCACUUUAACUUCAGACUUUAUUUAUUUAUUCGUGUGUUGUCGGUAACGAUAUGCCUCUGUCGGACCGGUCCAGCUCAGACGGCGGCGGGCCGACUCGCAGUCCUCGGGCCCGGAGGCCGCGGACCCGCAGCCGCAGCGACAGCCGGGACAAGAGCCUCUCCCCGGACAGCUUCGGACCAAAGCUGCCGAAGCCCCGCAACCGGGAGCGGGAGCGAGAGGAGCGGGAGCACCGGUUCCGAGAGGCGAGGAACAUCAGACGGAUCCGCAUCGGAAGCCCACACCGGAGCCGCUCCCGAUCCAGAGACCGACACAACAAUAACAACAACAGCAGCAACUGGUCCGAGCAGCGGGAGCCGGUCGGGAAUCGCCGGGAUGAGUACUACUACGAGCAGCAGAGAGACGACGCUCAGCGGCAGAGACAGGAGGCUUUUAUCGCCAGGCGCCUGCAAGAGCGAGAGAGGAUCGGUGAGUUAGGCUGUCCUGAAGUGUGGGGAUAUUCACCGCGAGUAAAGGAACCAGACUCUGAUGAAUUCACUCCUGUAGAAGACGAGAAAAACAGCAGCUCAGACUCAAACUCAGAAGGAGAAAAGAAGAAGAAAAAAAAGAAGAAAAAGAAAUCCAAGAAAAAAAAGAACAAGAAGCAUUCAGAAGACAGCGAGCUGGAAUCAGAGUCAGAUGAGGAAGAAGUGAAGAAGAAGAAAAAGAAAAAGAAGAGCAAAAAGUCGAAGAAGUCCAAGAAGAAGAAGGCGAAGAAGAGCCGUAAGGAGUCGAGUGACUCCAGCAGUGAAGAGUCUGAGGAAGAGGAGGAGGAGGAAGAGGAUCCUAGCAGCGUGUUGUGGGUGGAGAAAACCUGCAUUGAUGAUCACCUGGUGGGACCUGAAGCUCCGCUCACCCAUAUGUCCCAGGACGACAGGCCUCUGGACUUUGGUCACGCUCUGUUGCCAGGUGAAGGUGCGGCCAUGGCUGAGUACGUGAAAGCAGGCAAACGUAUCCCGAGAAGAGGAGAGAUCGGUCUCACCAGUGACGAGAUCGCAAACUUCGAGAAGUCUGGUUAUGUGAUGAGCGGCAGCAGACAUCGUCGUAUGGAGGCCGUGCGUCUGAGAAAGGAAAACCAGAUCUACAGCGCGGAUGAAAAGAGAGCGCUGGCCUCCUUCAACCAGGAGGAGAGGAGGAAGAGGGAGAGCAAGAUCCUGUCCAGCUUCAGGGAAAUGGUGUACAGAAAAACCAAAGGCAAGGAGGAGAAGUGAACCUCACAUCCAGUUUUCACUCAUUAUCCCGUCAGACACCUUUACUCUUUUUUUGGGACCCGGGGUGUUUUAUUUUGUUCAAUUUUAGAGUAAUGUGCAGCGAGCAGGGAGGAUUUUUAUAUUCUAAUUGUAAAGAAAUGUGUAAAGAUGAGACUUAAAAGUUUUGUUUUGCUUCAUUAUAACUCACUGAAACUAGUAUUUUUUCAUGGUUAAUCCUCUGGUAAAUUUUUACAUGUAUUCCUGAACGGAAUGCUUAAUAAAUUUUGUUGUUUGU